GCGUACCCCAGCAACCUGAGUAUGACCCGCCCCCGCGAACCAGAAACAGCAGAUAGUCUGACGGAUAGCGCAGGAGAAAGCCAGGCUGGAGCUGCCCUGGGAAGUCAGGAGUCUGCCGGAGUCAACGCAGAACAACGCCAUUUCACCACUAGCUAAGGGAACAGCUAACUGAAGCUACAGAAUGGCGGUGGAUAUCUACGACUCUCAGUACCUGCUCAUCCUGGCCCCUUCCCUGGUCAUUGCCCUCAUGUUCCUCUUCUUCUGGCUCUUCAUGAAGGAAACCUCCUAUGAUGAGGUGCUGGCCAGGCAGAAACGUGACCUCAAGCUACCACCAUCCAAGCCAGACACGCGUAAGAAGAAUGAAAAGAAGAAGAGCAAGAAGAAGGAGAGUGCCAGCGGUGGAGGUGGUGGAGGUGGCGGAGGUGGAGGAGAGUCGGAAGAGGAUUUGCGGGACUUUGAUAUGGCUGAUGGUGCCAACAGUUCCACUCUGGAAGUAGAGGAGGAACCUGCACCUGUGGCUACACCAGAUCCUGCUCCACCAAUACCGACUUCUUAUGCGCCUGUUCCAUUGUCAACCGAGGCUCCUGCUGGUCUGAGGGAGAGAAAGAAGAAGGAGAAAAAGGCUGCCAAGGCUGCUGCCGCAGCAGCGGCUGCUGCUGCCGCCACUGCUGCCGCUGCUGCUGCUGCUGCCGCUGCUGCUGCUGCUGUAGCUACAGCUCCCCCCUCCGAGGGGCCAGAAGUGAACGGCUCCAAGCCAGUCAACCGCAAGGCAGAGCCACCUCUGGCUGCAAGCAAACAGUCCAGUCCACCCUCUCCCCAACUUGAGGUUCAGGUCCAGGUCCAAGCUGCUCAGGCUCCUGUUCAGGCUCAGACACCUCCCCAGGUCUCUGGGAAGAAGAAGGAGAAGAAGAAACAAAAAGCAGAGCCUGUGGAUGACCAGCAGCCAGAGGUUAAACAGGAGCAGGCUCCAGCACCAGUGAAGAAGGACGCUCCCCUUGUAGCUGAAAUCAAAGUUCUGGAUGGUGCAGCCCCAAGUGUUACCACUGGCAAGAAGAAGAACUCUGCUAAGAAGCAAAAGACGGAGCCUGUAGAUGAAGGCCAUGUUCUGGCUGACUCUGCAGCUUCUGCCAACCACCAGGCAGCUCACAACGACGAUGUACCGUCCAAAGGGUCUGGCAAGAAACAGAAGAAUGAGACUGACAAAGAGAACACAGAGGUGAAGCUGAAGGAGCUGCUGUCUGGUCUGUCCAGCCUGGCUCUGUCAGAAGCCGAGGCUGUCAGUGUGAUGGCCCUCCUCCGAGAGAAGAGUCCUAAUGCCUUGGAUGCCUGGCACAAAUCUGCAGCCAGGCCUGACCCAGCUGCCCAGGAACGAGAACGGCUCCUGACAACUCUUCAGGAGGAGGCCUCCAUUGCCAAGGACAAAGUGAAACAGCUCAGCCAGGAGCUUCAGGUGGAGAAGCAAAAGACAGGACGUGUGGAAGCCAUGAUGAGGGAGCAACGUGCAGCCAUGGAGAAAGAGAUGGGGAGCAUGCAGGCCAAGACACAGAGCACCUACCAGGAGCUCCAGACCAUGCAGAUAAAGUUCCAGCAGGUGAGGGAGCAGCUGGAAAGCCAGAUCACUCGACUGCAGCAGGAGAACGGCAUCCUGAGGGACGCAGUCAGCUCUGCCACCAACCAGAUGGAGAGCAAGAAUUCAGCGGAGCUGAACAAGCUACGUUCUGAGUACGCCGGUCUGAUGAAAGAGCUGGCAGACAACAACAGCAAGCUGCAGCAGGAGGAGCACCAGAGGAAGUCACUGGAGGUCAGCUACAAGCAGAACGUGUCCCAGCUGGAGGCCCAGCUGCAGGAUUCUAAGCGUCGAUGGGAAGAGCUGCAGAACUUCCUCCACAAUGUCAACGCUGAAAGAGAGAAGCUUCAGGCCUCUAACCAAGAGCUCCACAGCCAGCUGUUGGCAGCCGAGACAGAGAUGAACAGCAAGAACAAGGAGAUCCAGACCCUACACAGCAGCUUGACCGAAGCCAUGGUCUCCAAGGAGCGGGUGGAGCAGAGAGUGAUGGAGCUUAUGGAGAUGUCCAAGCACAGUAUGCCUGACGACUCGCUGCAGGCCCAGGUUCAGGAACUUAUGAAUGAAAACAAAGGUCUUCAGGUCCAGAGUGAGACACUACAAGUCCAGAAUGAGAGCCUGCAAGCCCAGAUUUCUUCACAGGUCACCCAUGUCUCCCACAUUGAGGAGCUACAGAAGCUACUGGCUGAAAAGGAGUUGCAGAGGAAGAGUUUGGAGGAUUCUCUAAAUGCUGAGAGGAGCAGUGGGGCCAGUAGAGAAACUAACAUGCAGGCCUUACAUAAUGAGAACAUGUCACUGAAGGCAGAGGUUCAGAAUCUGCAGGCACAGAUUUCUGAUCAGACUGCUUCCCAGCUGGCUUUGGACCAGUUCCAGAAGAGUGUCCGGGAGAAGGAGGAGAACAUGAAAACCGUAGAGAGCCUCCUGGAGAAGGGGCUGAUUGAAGUGGCCAACAAGGAGGAAGAGCUCAAGGCUGUAAGAGAAGAGAACGAGGCACUAAAACAAGAAGUAGAGGGCCUUCAGAAAAAGACAGUAGAACAGGCCUCAUCAGAGUCAAUAGUGGAGGAACUCCAGAGCAAGAUCCAAGAGAAAGAUGUGAAGCUAAAAUCAAUGGAGGAAAGUCUACAGGCAGCACAAGACAGCAGCUCCGCCAGAGAGAAGACCGUUGAGUCUCUGCAGCAGCAGUUGUUUGCCCUGCAGGCAGACAUGGAACAGCUGAGGCAGAAGGAGACCCCAGAAGAGCUGACCAGCUCUGGUACCCAGCUCCAAGAACUCCAGGCUCAGCUAGUGGCGAAGGACCAGGAGAUCCAGAUGCUGCAGGCUGAGCUGGAGGCACGGGCUAAGCAGAUGAGUGAGAAGAUGGAGCAGAUACACCAACAGCAGUCACACACAGCAGUGCCAAGCCCAGAGCUUCUUGCAGCCAGGUUGUCAGAGAAGGAGAAGCAGGUCUCAGAUCUGCAGGGUGAGCUGGCUGAGCUGAGGGACUCCCUGGAGCUUCAUAGGAAGAAGAACAAUGAGCUUCGGGAGAAAAACUGGAGUGCAAUGGAAGCUCUGUCAGCCACCGAGUCCAUGCUUCAAGGGAAACUCAGCAAAACUGUCAAGGAGAACCAAACAGCACUGGCAAUGUCUCAGACCGAGUGUCGAGAUGUUCUGCACAGACUACUGCCCCAUGUGCCUCUGCCCACUGAACAGAACCAUCAGGAUUGGCUCCACAGAUUUGAGAGGGCAGUAGCUGAAAACUCAGCUGCACAGUUUGCCCCUGCAGCAGGGGACUCUGAGGGACUGGCUGAGAAGCUUAAAGAAGCUGAAGAAACCCAAAGGAUCCUACAGAAAGACUGUGAGACGUACAAGAAGGUUUUGGCAGAGACGGAGGGUAUCCUGCAGCGCCUCCAGAGCAGUGUAGAGCAGGAGGAGUCUCGCUGGAGAGUGAAGCUGGAGGUAUCGCAGGGAGAGCUCAGAGAGAUGAGCCAGAAAGUCACAGCUAUGGAGCAAGAGAUUGAGAGACUAACUGAUGGAGCAGAUAUGGAAAAUCUGAGAAGAGAAAAGCAGCAUUUGGAGUCUGAGCUGGAGAGGGCGGAGCGUGAGAGUGCCACCUAUGUGACGGAGGUCAGAGAGCUCAAAGAUCUGUUGACUGAAUUGCAGACCAGACUUGAUGGCUCAUAUACAGAGGCUAUCAGACAGAAUGAGGAGCUGAAUUUGCUGAAAACCCAGCUCACUGAGACUCUGUCCAAGCUGGAGGUGGAAGAGAACGAGAGGCAACGGGUGGCUGGUGAUUUGUAUAAGGCCCAGCAGUCUCUUGAUCUAAUCCAGGGGGAGCUCUCCAAAGUGGCGGACAAUGCCGAUGACCUGAUAGAGAACAGCAGUCUUUCAUCACAGAGAGAGGAGAUUGACAGAAAAGAGAAGAUGACUGCAGGACUAAACCAAACAGUCAGAGAACUGCAGCAGCUGCUACAAGCCGUCAGCCGGCAACUCGCCAAGGGACAGGAAGGGGAGGCUGACAAAGAUCUGCCCAAGGUAUAGUGAGAGGAGGAUAGCCCCCCCCCCACAUGCAGCCACUCUGACUGCACUAUAGAGACCACCUUUGACCUUUGGUCUCAUCACUACCACCAUUACACCAUACGGUCACACCCAACCACCUCCUCCCUCCCAACCUCUGUCACCUCACCUGUACUGUAGGCAGCCUCCAACUGACUCUGGCCAAGGCGCUGGCAAACAACUCCCAGACUCACUGUUGGCAACAAGGGAGAAGGCAGAGGUUACUGUUAAUUCCAAACACUCCAGACACUGUACCAAAACACACACUACUCCACUCCCACCACAUUCCUCUUCUUCAGUAACAUCGCCGGUUAAUUUUUAUUCUAAACUUAAAGAUGAUAUCCAGCAUAAUUUAAACUGCGUGGCAACCAUUCCUGUUUAAAACACCUGUAUUUUUCAAUGAAAUCCUUUUUGAAUUCUGCAGUAGUUUUUGUUGUUAUUUGUCUCGAGGGGGCAGUGAUACAAAUUUCCAACUUAACUAAACAAACUUUGGGUUUUCAGUCCUUUUUUUUUUUUUUCUUAACUUAAAGAUAUGUAUUGUUUAAAUGUACCAGUUAGGACCUGCUGAAAUACACUAUGUUGUUGAUCUGUUUGCCUCAUGAUCAGAAAACUAUCACAACCUGUGCAUCAUUGUGCAUUCAUGAAUUCAUAGCUCCAUGUAUACCUUGGCUCAGUAUUGGGUGGGAGAAGGGAGAUCAGUAGGGGUCUCAGCAUAUCAGAUGGGUCACUGCGUGACUGUAACUAUGGAGAUGCAUGGACAAAUUAUAGUCAAGUCUGUACUGCAGCUCCAGAGAGAAGGGAGUCUGUGACCCUGGCUGUGGGAGAAGUCCAGGUCAACAGUGUAGAGGUUUUUAAAUCCUACUGCAACUACUCUAGGAAUAAGCGUCCCAUAUCAUCUGUAAUCAACACUCGCUAUAUUAUUGCUAAGUUCAUUAACACUGAAGAUUUUGUUCUUUUUGUAACAGGUGAUGUUAAUAAAAGGGAUGCUUGAUAAAUCUG
This is a messenger RNA of Seriola dumerili (greater amberjack), 5095 nucleotides long. RefSeq names its product kinectin 1 (gene ktn1). Gene Ontology annotation, biological process: microtubule-based movement; protein transport. The record is from RefSeq and is a predicted model, not a curated record. The transcript has 36 exons. Gene Ontology annotation, cellular component: endoplasmic reticulum membrane. Gene Ontology annotation, molecular function: kinesin binding. Lineage: Eukaryota; Metazoa; Chordata; Actinopteri; Carangiformes; Carangidae. Bases 182 to 4081 code for a protein of 1299 amino acids.